UCCGCCACCGGCACCGGCACCGCAGCGCACCGGGCCGGGCGGGCACCGGGGCUGGUGCGGGCCGCCCCCGCCGCCCCCCCAGAAAUGGAAACAAACAACCAUUUUAACUUCACUGGCCUUUCCUCUGCACCCGCUGCCUCAGGACCGAAACCCACGCCUGCCUCAGGGGACUCCCCCUUCACCCACAGCUCCCCGCUCAGCUUCCCCCAGCAAGGGAAAAGUCUGAACGGGGGCAUGAAUGUCAAUGGCUUCUCUACUGUAUCACACCCGGGUACUUCAGGGACGUUCUCGCCCGGCUCCGCGCCCGCCGGGGCCCAGCCCCUCCGCGCCUACGACUGCCUGUGGGACUACUCGCCCUACGCGCCCGCCGGCGGCCUCAAGGACGGGGGCCCGCCCGCCCUCGGACAGUUCCCCCUCAACGGCGUGGCCGGGGGGUCGCGGCCGGCGUCGCCGGGGCACGGCACCAACCUGCGGGCGGCCGGGCAGGAGUUCUGGGGCAACGGCACCGCCGGGCCCAUGGGGCUGAGCUUCGACUCGCAGGAGCUCUACGACUCCUUCCACGACCAGAGCUUCGAGCUGAUGCAGAACGGGCCUGACGGCUUCUACGCGGCGGGUCAGUCCUCGCCCAUACUGAGCUCGGACACGCAGCCCUUCCCACUGGCUCCGGACGAGCCGGACCCCGGCCAGGGGGAUGCUGACGGCGCAGCCAAAGAGAUGCCCACCACCACCACCACCACCAUCACAGAGAACGGGGGUGGGCUGGUGGGCAGCCAGGAGCUGGAGGAGGCACAGCCAGACCUGAAGAUCUGCAGCUACAACGGGGCUGCAGCCGCUGGCGCGGGCUCGCUGGGGCCGGAGGGGCCCGUCCUGGCACCCAGGGCCAGCGGGUGCCUGGGGGACGCGUCGCCCAUCGCCCCGCGGCUGGAGGACACCCACAUCCUCAGCGAGGACCCCCUGGAGCCCUUCGAGUCCCUGGCCAGAGACCCCGGCACCGGCGACCUGUACGCCAUGGACGACUCGCAGCUGGUGAGCGACAAGUCCUCCUUGGAGGAGCCCCCCGACCUGGCCGCCAGCCCCCCACUCCACGCCGGCCCCUUCAGCCUGCUGCCCGCCAGCCCCUCGCCCGCCCCGCUGCUCGAUGGCCCCGGCUCGCCGCCCGCCCUGCCCGGCGACAACGCCGAGCUGAAGAGCGGCGACCACGCGGGGCUGCGGGAGUCGGGGUCCCUGGAGCUCGACCCUCCGCUGGAGCCGGAGUCUCCGGCCCCGUCUGCGGAGGAGGAGGAAGAGGAGGACGAAGAGGAGGAGGAGGAGGCUGCCGAUAGCUGCCCGGACACUUCGGCCGCGCCAGAAGGAGAGAGCGAGGAGCCCGCCCUGCUGAGUGCCUCGGGGGCAGGUGAUGUCCCUCGCCGGCGCAUCGCCACGCAGGAGGAGGUGCGCUUCCCGCUGCAGCACGGGUGGAGGCGGGAGGUUCGGAUCAAGAAGGGGAACCAUCGCUGGCAGGGCGAGACCUGGUACUACGGCCCCUGCGGGAAGAGGAUGAAGCAGUUCCCGGAGGUGAUCAAGUACCUGAGCAGGAACAUGGUGCAGGACGUCCGGCGAGAGCACUUCAGCUUCAGCCCCCGCAUGCCCGUGGGAGACUUCUACGAGGAGCGGGACACGCCAGAGGGCGUGCAGUGGGUGAAGCUGAGCCCCGAGGAGAUCCCCGGGCGCAUCCAGGCCAUCACGGGCAAGCGCGGCCGGCCCCGCAACGCCGAGAAGGCCAAGCCCAAGGAGCCCCCGGCCACCAAACGGGGCCGGGGCCGCCCGCCCAAGGUCAGGAUGGUGGAUUUGCUGAGCAAGACGGACGCGCGGCUGCUGAAGAGGCUGGAAGCACAAGAGGUGCUCAGCGAGGAGGACAAGCUGAAAAUGAGCAAGAUCAAGAAGAAGAUGAGGCGGAAGGUGCGGGCAUGGGGCUCGGGGGCUGCUCAGGUUUGGUGGGGGGGGUUUCCCUGGUGCAGGGGGUCUCUGAGCGGGUCUUUGUCCUCCCCUCAGGCCAAGAACAAGCAGAAGCAGGAGGCCAAAGCCCCGAGGGCCAAGGAGGCCAAGAAAAAAUCUAAGGCCAAGGAGAAGAAGGGGAAGCCAGAGAAGGGCAAGGACAAGGCCCGGCCCAAGGAGAAGAAGGGCAAGGGGCCUCGGAAGGCGGACAAGGGGCUGCUGGCCCAGCGGCGCCUGGAGGAGCGGCAGCGGCAGCAGCUCAUCCUGGAGGAGAUGAAGAAGCCCACGGAGGACAUGUGCCUGGGGGACCACCAGCCCCUUCCAGCCUUCUCCCGCAUCCCGGGGCUCGUCCUGCCCAGCCGCGCCUUCUCCGACUGCCUGACGGUGGUGGAGUUCCUGCAGAGCUACGGGAAGGUGCUGGGGCUGGAGCCGGCACGGGACGUGCCCACGCUGGGCGCGCUGCAGGAGGGGCUGCUGGGGGUGGCCCCCGGCGCGGGGCAGCUGCAGGACCUGCUGGUGAGGCUGCUGCAGGCAGCGCUCUGCGACCCCGGGCUGCCACCCUACUGCCAGUCCCUGAAGAUCCUGGGGGAGAAGGUGUCGGAGAUCAGCCUGAACCGCGACACCGUGUCCGAGGUGCUGCGCUGCUUCCUGACGGCGCACGGGGCGGGCGCGGAGCUGUGCGAGGGGCUGCGCACCAAACCCUUCCAGGCGCUGCCCCCGGAGUGCAAAGCCGCCAUCCUGGUCUUCCUCAUCAACGAGCUCAACAGCAGCGCCCUCAUCAUCAGCGAGAUCGACAAGACCCUGGAGAACAUGUCCAACUACAGGAAGAACAAGUGGAUCAUCGAGGGCCGACUGCGCAGGCUGAAGUUUGCCCUGGCCAAGAAGACGGGCCGUCCCGAGUCGGAGAUCACGGGGCUGGAGGACGGCCGGCGCCGGCGCAGCUCCCGCCUGACCGAGGACGUGGGGCUGGAGAUGGAGGAGGAGGAGGAGACCCGGGGGCGGAGAUCCCGCCGGGAGGAGGAGGUUGACACGUCUGCAUCCAGCGUCCCGGAGCUGGAGCGGCAGAUCGAGAAGCUGGCCAAGAGGCAGAUGUUCUUCCGCAAGAAGCUGCUCCAUUCCUCGCAGACCCUGCGCGCAGCCUCCCUGGGCCAGGACCGCUUCCGGCGCCGCUACUGGGUCCUGCCCCACCUGGGCGGCAUCUUCGUGGAGGGCGCGGAGGCAGCGGAGCCGGUGGCUCAGGAGCCUCCAGAGGAGAAGGUGUCCCCGCACGUGCCCCCGGUGAAGGAGGAGCCGGCCGCCGUGCCCGUUGCCAGCCGGACGAGCUGCCCGGCCUCGGCCUCGCGCGCCCGCGGGCGGCCCCGGAAGAGCAAAGAGGAGCUGGCACAGCACUGCGAGCCCUGCCCCGUCCCGCUCAACGGGGUCCUGGAGGAGCCAGAGCCCCUGGGGCAGAGCCAGCACGACCUCAGCCAGUCGGCCUUCCUGUCCUGGCUGAGCCAGACCCAGUCGUCCCUGCUCAAGGACUCAGUCCUCACCCCGGCCAGCAGCCCCGGCAAAGGGGACACGGGGCUCCCGCCCCCCGGGGCCCCCUCGGACCCCAUGGAGGAGGAAGAGGAGGAGGAGGAGGAGGAGAGAGCCCCGGAGGCCGUGGCAAAGCGAGGGCCCUGGUUCAACCUGCUGCCCCGCACGCCUUGCGAUGACCGAGCCGCCCUCGCUACCUCCUCGGCCGAGCCCUCGCCACGAGCCCCCGCAGCCCCCCGCAGCCAGAGCCGUGGGGAGCCCCCCAAGGGCUCGGCACGGCAGCUGAACGGCCUCCCCGCAGACGACCCCACGGCUCCCCUGCUCGCCUCCACGCCGGUGCACGCCGGCCCCAGGGCCCACGGCGCCUGCCCCCGCAGCCAGGGCAGCCUGGAAAAGCUCCAGGACGUGCCGGGACAACCCAAACGCCGAGGGAGACCCCCCACCAAAUUCUUCAAGCAGAUGGAGCAGAAAUACCUGACGCAGCUGACGGAGCAGCCGGUGCCCACCGAGAUGCAGAGCGGGUGGUGGUGGCUGCGGGACCCCGAGGAGCUGGAGGCCGUGGCGCGGGCGCUGCACCCGCGCGGCAUCCGGGAGAAGGCCCUGCACAAGCACCUCACCAAGCACAAGGAGUUCCUGCGCGAGGUUUGCCUCCGGACCACCACCGACCCCAUCUUCCACCCGCGCCCGGACUCGGCCGCUGCUGCGGUGUCUCAGGAAGCCCUGGCGCAGUGGUCAGUGCCGGACAGAGCCUACGAGACCGACCUGGGCGUCCUGCAGUGGGUGGAGGAGCUGGAGCAGCGCGUCCUCAUGGCCGACCUGCAGAUCCGGGGCUGGACGUGCCCCAGCCCGGACUCGACGCGGGACGACCUGAGGUACUGCGAGCACAAGGUGGAGCCCCUGGAGGACAUCACGGUGCGCAGCCGGCGGGACGGGCUGCCGCUGCGCCGGGAGCUCACCAACCCCCUGGACCUGGCCGUGCUCCGGCUGGCGGCGCUGGAGCAGAACCUGGAGCGCCGCUACCUGAAGGAGCCGCUGUGGCCGCUGCACGAGGUGGUGCUGGAGAAAGCGGUGCUGAGCGGCCCCGAGGAGCUGAGCCUGGGCCCCACUGAGAUCGCCUACGAGAUCACGCCGCGGGUGCGGACGUGGCGGCAGACGCUGGAGCGGUGCCGCAGCGCGGCCCAGGUGUCCCUGUGCAUCUUCCAGCUGGAGAAAUCCAUCGCCUGGGAGAAAUCCGUCAACAGAGUGACCUGCCUGGUUUGCCGGCGAGGGGAUGACGACGAGCACCUGCUGCUGUGCGACGGCUGCGACCGCGGCUGCCACCUCUACUGCCACCGGCCCCGCAUGACAGAGGUGCCCGAGGGCGACUGGUUCUGCUCCGUCUGCGUGGCCCGGGCAGGGCAGUACCGGGACCCCGUCUCUCCGCGGCGAGGCAAGAAGCGGAAACGGGGCCGCGGGGUCGGGGGCAGCCCCGGCGAGGAGGAGCCGAGCCCACGGCGCCGCCCGGCCCCGCGGCGUCGGGAGGGGCUGCCCGUGUCCCCCCGGUGCCCGGGGGAGGGUCUGACCCCCCCCCGCCGGAGGAGCUCGGCCCUGCGGGGCCAGCCCAGCGACCUGACCUUCUGCGAGAUCAUCCUGAUGGAGAUGGAGUCGCACGAGGACGCCUGGCCCUUCCUGGAGCCCGUGAACCCCCGGCUGGUCCCCGGCUACCGCAAGAUCAUCAAGAACCCCAUGGACUUCGCCACCAUGCGCACGAGGCUGCUGCGGGGCGGGUACUCGAGCUCGGCGGAGUUCGCUGCCGACGCCCUUUUGGUGUUCGACAACUGCCAGACCUUCAACGAGGACGACUCGGCCGUGGGCCGCGCCGGCCACGCCAUGCGCCGGUUCUUCCAGAGCCGGUGGGAGGAAUUUUAUCAGGGAAAACGCGCUCCCAACCCGUGAGCGGGGGGGCCCGUGCCGUGCCCCCCACCCCCGGGGCCGGGGGUCUCCCCACGCCCCCACGAACUGCCUCCUCUGGAGCUGCUCUCGCUGCCUGCUGAUCCCACACUGGGGGGGUGACCCCACAAAACCUCUGGCAGCGUGAACGGGCCCCCCCCCCCCCCCGCCCCUAAACUCCCCCUCCCCACCCUCAAAGCGGCCCCUUCCCGCUGCCAGGACCACCCCCCCCCCAAAAUC
Molecule: messenger RNA, 5661 nt
Organism: Vidua chalybeata
Lineage: Eukaryota; Metazoa; Chordata; Aves; Passeriformes; Viduidae
Gene: BAZ2A
Product: bromodomain adjacent to zinc finger domain 2A
Exons: 28
Coding region: 85-5427 (1780 amino acids)
Cellular component (GO): rDNA heterochromatin
Molecular function (GO): protein binding; DNA binding
Source: RefSeq, a predicted model, not a curated record